Messenger RNA from Galdieria sulphuraria, 4421 nucleotides. RefSeq names its product ABC transporter, multidrug-resistance, ATP-binding & transmembrane domain. The coding region runs from base 101 to 4393 and encodes 1430 amino acids. The transcript has 29 exons. Gene Ontology annotation, molecular function: ABC-type transporter activity; ATP binding; ATP hydrolysis activity. Gene Ontology annotation, cellular component: membrane. Lineage: Eukaryota; Rhodophyta; Bangiophyceae; Galdieriales; Galdieriaceae. The record is from RefSeq and is a predicted model, not a curated record. Gene Ontology annotation, biological process: transmembrane transport.
AGAACGGCGACUUCCCAACAGAUCGAUUGGACACUCUUAGGGACAAGUUGCGAUUGGCAAGAGAGGCAACUCUCUGCUGGUGGUGGGGUUGGUUGAUAAGAUGAAUCAUACUACGUCAGGAACUAGAAAAAAUAAAUAUAUUGCAGUGCCACAAGAAGGUGAAGAACUCACCAUGUUGGAUACUCAAGAUGCUCAAGUACUUGAACAAGAACCAGCCUAUUAUUUAUUCGAAAACCCAGAAUUCUCUUCUUCUUGGUUGUCUAAAAUAACUUUUAGCUGGUUAAAUCCUUUGUUAAGAUAUGGCGCUCAAAAUCCAUUGGAAGAGAAGGAUUUAUGGGGUUUACACUCUUCUGACCAAACUGUGCAACUUUCCAAAGAGUUUGAAGAAUCCUGGGAGAAGGAAUAUAUUCGUUGUCAGAGGACGGACGACUCUUCCCAACAAUUCAUUGAACUAGAAACUUUUGACAGUCAACAACAGCCUUUUCUGGUCGAGUCAGCAGACCAAGUUUCUCCUGUUGAAGAACAACAAUCAAGUGUGGAAAGAGAGACCGUUCGCAAAAGAUUUUUGAGUGGUAUUCGAGAGGUCUUUCGAAAACCAAAACAGCCUUCUGUGGCGCUUGCCAUUGGACGUGCUUUUGGAUGGCCAUUUUUGAAAGCUGCUCCUCUAAAGUUUGUCUAUGAUUGUUUGCAAUUUGUAGGACCAGUUGUAUUGAAUGGGAUUCUGGUGUAUUUAAAACAACCAUCGGAAUCCGUACUCGUUGGACUUGGAUAUUGUUUGCUAUUAACGAUGGGAAUGUCAUUGCAGUCGUUAUUUUUGCAGUCCUACUUUAUGAAAUGCUAUCGUAUAGGAUUGCAUGUACGAAAUGGAGUAAGUGCUGCUGUGUUCCAAAAGUCUCUUCGGUUGGAUACAGAAGCAAGAAAUUCUUCAACUGUUGGUGAAAUGGUAAAUCUUAUUGCAGUAGAUGCCCAACGAAUAGGUCUUUCACUUUUUCCCUAUUUGCAUUUAUUAUGGAGUGGUCCAUUUCAAAUCAUCGUUUCGAUGAUUUUUCUUUAUAACGUUAUUGGCAUUGCUGCCUUUGCCGGUUUAGCAUUGAUGCUAGCCUUGAUACCAUUGAAUUUGGUUCUUGCGAGGAUAAUGCGAAGAUUAUCGCAAUCUCUUAUGAAAAGAAAAGAUAAUAGAGUUCGAGCGGUAAAUGAAAUGCUUUUGGGUAUUCGUCAAAUCAAACUUUUUGCUUGGGAAGAUAGUAUCAAGAAGCAUAUUUUAGAGUUGAGAGAAUUGGAAGUUCAAAGUUUAAGAAAACUCAUGAUAUACAAUGCAGUGAGUGGUUUUGUAUGGCAAUUUACACCAGUAGCUGUUGCUGCAGUAUCUUUUUCUAUCAUGUCUUUGGAUGCUAGUAUAGAAUUAACACCUGCUCGAGCAUUUUCAGCUUUAACUUUAUUUAACAUCCUUCGCUUUCCUCUCAAUGUAUUUCCAGAUUUGAUUAGCUCUCUCAUUGACGGUGUUGUAUCCAGUAGACGUAUUCAGCACUUUUUAUUGCAAAGCCAAGUGCAAGGAAGAAAGUCUGAACCAGUAGUGGAGCAGAGUGAAGAAGAUAUUGUGGCUGCAAUGAAUGGAGGUAAUUAUUAUUGGAAUAGACAGGACCAGAGAAAUAGAAGGAAACCUAUUUUACAGAAUAUUCAUUUUCAAGUGAAUCGUGGUCAGUUGAUUGCUAUUGUGGGUCCAGUUGGUUGUGGCAAGACUUCUAUUCUUUCUGCUUUAUUGGGAGAAAUGGUGGAUGAUUUGCCUUUAGAAGGAAAAGCUUUUGUGAAAGGAAAAGUUUCUUAUUCUCCUCAAGUUCCUUGGGUUAUAAACCAAACCUUUCGUGAAAAUAUUUUAUUUGGUGAAGAAUAUGAUGAGGAACGUUAUUAUCAAACAUUGGAUAGUUGUGCCCUGCUUCCUGAUUUGGAUAUACUUCCUGCUGGAGAUAGGACAGAAAUUGGAGAAAAGGGAAUCAAUCUUUCUGGAGGUCAAAAGGCAAGGAUAGCUUUAGCGAGGGCUUGUUAUAGAGAUAGCGAUGUAUAUAUGCUUGAUGACCCUUUAAGUGCUGUGGAUACUCAUGUAGCCAAGCAAUUGUUUGAUAUGGCUAUUGAUGGACCUUUAUUAAAAGGGAAAACCAAAAUAUUGGUAACUCAUCAUAUUGAUUUUCUAUCGAGAGCGGAUACUAUUUUGGUUGUACAUCAAGGCCAAUUGAUAGAUCAAGGAACCUUUGAUGAUUUAAUAGCUCGAGCUUCUAUUGGUAGUUCUGUUCGAGCCUCCUCUUCACCUGCACAGUUAUCACCUCAAUGGAAAGGAAGAAUGAAUGGAGAAGCAGAUGAACCAAUACUCCAUCGCGAACAAUCCAUUUCUAUAUCGUUGGAACAAGCCAACGGACACAAGGAAGAAACCAUCUCAUCCUCUGAUAAUGAAGACUCUUUAUUGGAUAAGAAGAUUCUUAGCAACUCGGAUUUGAGUUUGGAAGAAGAAGAUGAAAUGACAGUCUUAAGUAAGAAGCAACCAUCAGAAGAAAUGGUUUCAAGUCCAUCGGAACAAAAUGAUGAUUCCAAGGCCAAGUUAACUAUAGAUGAAGAACGUUUUACGGGACGUGUAAAGUUUGCUAUCUAUAUUGCCUAUUUCUUGGCAGUUGGAGGAUUCUUUUUCACUUUUACAAUAUUUUCAGGAACUUGUGCACAAGGACUACGAAUAGCUGUAGAUGCUUGGUUAUCUGCGUGGUCUGAUAGUGUAUCCAAUGAUACACCAGCUUCACAUUCUACUCUUUAUUAUGUGUCUAUUUAUAUUGGAUUGGCAUUGGGCAAUGCAUUGUUCAUCUUGUUGAGGCAAUUGAUUUGGAUUCUCGGUGGUUUGAUAGCUUCACAAGGAAUGCAUCAGCGCAUGUUGAAUACAGUUAUAAGAGCUCCCAUGAGAUUCUUCGAUGCUACUCCUGUCGGUAGAAUUUUGAAUAGAUUUGCCAAAGAUCAGGAAGCACUGGAUCGGUCGCUUCCACAAUCUAUGUCUUCCGUAUUCAAUUCUCUUUUUACUAUGAUUGGAGGCAUUUUAGUGACCAUUUUUGUAACUCCUUUGAUUGUAUUGGUUCUUGUACCACUUGCUUGGAUUUAUCGCUUAAUCAGUACUUUUUAUUUACAAACCAAUCGAGAGUUGAAACGUUUGGAGUCCAUUACUCGAAGUCCAUUUUUAGCACAUUUUGGAGAGACUUUGAAUGGAGUGACAUGUAUUAGAGCCUUUGAUGCACAGUCUAUGUUUCGCAAUCAGAAUUUUGCCUUGUUGGAUAAGAAUUCCAAACCAACAUUGUAUAGUGUGGCUUGUAAUCGAUGGUUGGGUAUUCGUUUGGAUGUAGUAGGAGUUUGUUUGGUAUCCGUUGCUGCCUUAUUGGCAACUUUAGCCAAAGGUCAUAUUGAUUCAGGAUUGGCAGGAUUGAGUAUUACUUAUGCAUUACAGGUAACGGGUACUCUUAGUUGGUUUAUCAGAAUGAGUACCGAUACGGAAACUCAAAUGAACUCUGUGGAGCGCAUAUUGUAUUAUGGAAAUUUGGAAUCGGAGAGUGCUUAUGAUGUUCCUGAAAGAGAUCCUUCUCCUGAAGAAUGGCCAAAAUUAGGCCGUGUAGUAUUUGAAAAUGUAGUAAUGCAAUAUCGUCCAGAAAUGGAACCUGCUCUUCGUGGAAUAUCUUUUGUCAUAGAAAGUGGACAAAAGGUUGGUAUUGUAGGAAGGACUGGAGCUGGAAAGAGUUCCUUGACUUUGGCAUUGUUUCGUAUGGUGGAAUUGACGAGUGGAAGAAUUUGGGUGGAUGAUAUCGAUAUCUCUCAAAUAGGAUUGCGUACUUUGCGUAGUAGAAUUUCUAUUAUUACUCAGGAUCCUAUUUUAUUCACUGGUACAGUUCGUUCCAAUUUGGAUCCCUUUCAAGAUUUUGAUGAAGCUCGUAUAUGGCAAGCAUUGGCUCAAGCACAUUUGAAAAAUUAUAUAGAAUCUCUUCCGUUUGGUUUGGAUACUAUUGUAGCAGAUGGUGGAGAAAAUUUCUCUGCUGGUCAACGACAACUUUUAUGUUUGGCACGUUGUUUAUUAAGAAAGACCAAGAUUAUCGUUAUGGAUGAAGCAACUGCAGCUUGUGAUAUGCAAACAGAUGAACUUAUUCAAAGCACUAUACGUUCCGAGUUUUCUGAUUGUACUCUUAUUAUUAUAGCACAUCGACUCAAAACGGUUAUUGAUGCCGAUACAAUAGUUGUGUUGCAACAUGGAAAGGUGGUACAGAUGGGGUCUCCCAAGGUCUUGUUGAGUGAUCCUAUGAGUGAAUUGAGUUUAUUAGUAGACCAAUUGGGACCAUCAACAGCUAGAAAAUUACGCAAAGCAGCUGGAAUCGCAUAAUUUGUGAGAUAAAGAGAGAGUUUUUGUG